Messenger RNA from Miscanthus lutarioriparius, 399 nucleotides. The record is from the annotation of a GenBank genome assembly. Lineage: Eukaryota; Viridiplantae; Streptophyta; Magnoliopsida; Poales; Poaceae.
AUGACUGUGGGCAUGAUCAACGCAAACCCGGUGGUGCACGAGCGGCCGGAGCGCGCCGCGCACCCCCACGCCGCCGACGCGCUCGACCCGCUCGAUGUCUUUGAUACGGUGCGGGACAUCAAGGACCCGGAGCACCCGUACUCACUGGAGCAGCUCAGCGUGCUGUCGCAGGAGUCCGUCUCCGUUGACGAGAAGCUCGGACGCAUCCAGAUAACCUUCACCCCAACUGUGCAGCACUGCAGUUUGGCCACAGUCAUUGGUCUGUGCCUCCGACUUAAGUUGAUGCAGAACUACCCUCCACAUUUCAAGGUUGACAUCAAAGUUGCUCCAGGAUCUCUUGCUAAUGAAGAAUCAGGUGUGUACACUGACAAGUUUCUAAGGCUAAUAUCUAAGAAGUAA